Molecule: messenger RNA, 5428 nt
Organism: Carassius carassius (crucian carp)
Lineage: Eukaryota; Metazoa; Chordata; Actinopteri; Cypriniformes; Cyprinidae
Product: MAM domain-containing glycosylphosphatidylinositol anchor protein 2-like
Exons: 17
Coding region: 760-3633 (957 amino acids)
Biological process (GO): homophilic cell-cell adhesion
Cellular component (GO): plasma membrane
Molecular function (GO): protein binding
Source: RefSeq, a predicted model, not a curated record
UAGUCAGCCAGCUGGGCUCCGGCGUUCCAGCGCAGUACGUAUGGCGCAGCGUUCCCAGCCACCCUUCACAUUUCAUUCAGUCUAAAUUACGCUUUAUCCUGAAAAUAGGCAUUCUGACGCAUCUCUUUACGUGUCAUCGUUUUUUUUUUAAACCGGGGUCAGAGACUUCGUUGAAGUAAAACUAGCCCAAACAGCUCUUAUGAAAUAAAGGAUUUAAUAUUUUUUUAUUUAUCCGCUGGAGACGAAGAGUCACAGUGUUGCUAUAGGAGCAGCUUUUAUCGGCGUGCCUUUCUGCCUCACCGGCAUCCUGUAACCAAGAAGAGGAUGCGAACGGCGGUUUCGUAGGGUUAUUGGUUAUUUUUCGCACGGAAUUCCGCAGUGUUACCUUUUGGGAACGUCGAAGAGGUGAAUGCCAGCGCGCGCAACCGAUUAAUUGCGCGCGUGUUUCCCAUGGCGCGGUCAUUCACUUUUGCUAGUCGCGUCUUAAUGUCGGCGAAGGUGUGAGGAGGAGACCCGCUCUGAAGGUCUGAUGCUCGUCCUCCUCAUCUGUCACAGCUUUAUAUCUCCGCCUAGACCAAUUUGGUGAAAACACCUGCAUUAAUUUGGCAAGAAAUGAUUAGCGAGACAUCUCUGACUGACAGACACUACUUCAGCUGUUUCUUGAUGAUACGGUCACGGGAGCUGGGAGAUUUGGACUGCACGUACUGCCUUCAACUGUUCGCCGCCUGAGGAGCUGGAUAUGUUCAGACUAACGUGAAGAUGGAAAUUAUCUUUGCUCUCCUGUGGUUAUUGGCCACACUAUUUGAAGGCGUUUUUUGCCAGGGAGUAUACGCUCCUCCAAACGUUCGGAUCAUCCACUCUGGUCACGCAUGCAACAUUGAGGAGGAGCGCUACACGGAGAGGGUGUACACCAUUCGGGAGGGGGAGACUUUGGAGCUGACCUGUCUGGUCUCGGGGCAUCCACGGCCACAGAUACGAUGGACCAAGACAGCAGGAAGUGCUACUGACCGAUUCCAGGACUCCAGCGUAUUCAACGAGACACUGCGCAUAACCCGCAUCCAGAGGCACCAGGGCGGCCGCUAUUACUGUAAGGCUGAGAAUGGCCUCGGUACUCCUGCCAUCAAAUCCAUCCGAGUGGAUGUCUACUAUUUAGAUGACCCCAUUGUGACGGUCCAUCAGAGUAUAGGAGAGGCAAAGGAGCAGUUCUACUAUGAGAGGACAGUGUUCCUGCGGUGUGCUUCCAAUUCAAACCCUCCUGUGCGGUACAGCUGGAGACGGGGGAGGGAGUUCCUGUCUCAAGGUUUGGACAAGGGUGUGGAGAUCUAUGAGCCUUUCUUUACACAGGGGGAGACCAAGAUCCUGAAGCUAAAGAACCUGCGUCCUCAGGACUACGCUAACUACACGUGCACUGCCUCUGUCCGCAAUGUCUGUGGUAUCCCUGACAAGAGUGUGCUGUUCCGGCUCACUAACAAAACUGCCUCCCCGACUAUUAAGCUGCUUGUGGAAGACCCUAUUGUUGCCAACCCUGGACAGACAGUGGUCCUGGUGUGCAUCAUCUCUGGAGGUGAGCCCACGCCGACCCUGACAUGGGUUCGGAACAAUGAAGAUCUUCCAAAGAAGAGCAAUCUCAACAGUGAGACCCUCACAAUACCUGCCAUCAGCACAGAGGAUGCUGGUGUUUACAGCUGUGUAGCCAGUAACAACGUGGGUAAUCCUGCGAAGAAAUCCACCAACAUUGUCGUCAGAGCUCUGAAGAAGGGCCGGUUCUGGAUCACACCCGACCCCUAUCAUAAUGAUGACAACAUCCAGAUCGGCAGAGAGGUGAAGAUAUCCUGUCAGGUGGAGGCCACGCCGCCUGAGGAGCUGAUGUUCAGCUGGCUGAAGAACGGCCGUCCGCUGCGUAGCUCAGAGCGCAUGGUCAUUACCCAGACUGACCCAGAUGUUGCCCCAGGAACCACAAAUCUCGAUAUCAUCGACCUCAAGUUUACUGACUUUGGCACUUACAGCUGUGUGGCCUCACUAAAGAACGGAGGGAUUCCAGAGAUCAGCAUAGACGUCAACAUCUCCUCCACCACUGUUCCACCCAACCUGACCGUCCCACAAGAAAAGUCCCCUUUGCUCUCUCAGGAGGGCGACACAGUAGAGCUGCAGUGCCUGGUCUCCGGCAAACCCAAACCCAUCAUCCUUUGGUCCCGUGCCGAUAAAGAAGUACCCAUGCCGGAUGGAAACAUGCAAACAGAAAGCUACGACGGAGUUCUGCGCAUUGUCAACGUCUCCCGUGAGAUGGCAGGCACAUACCGCUGCCAAACCAGCCAGUACAACGGCUUCAACGUCAAACCCCGAGAGGCCAUCAUGGAGCUCAUAGUGCUGUAUCCUCCAGCAGUGGAGCCGGUGUAUACAGAGAUCAGACAGGGCCUGGGACGGCCAUUCUCACUGAGCUGCAGGGUGUUACGUGCACACCCCUCAAAAGUACUGGAUUAUGAAUGGAAGCUGGGCACCAGACUGCUCACAGUGGGCCAGCUGCAUACUCGGGACGAGACAGAAUACCACGUAAGGGCCCUCAACCGUGAGGGCUACGGGGCGUAUACUUGUGACAUCAAAAAUGAAGCAGGAGCUGGCCGAUGUACUUUCCUUGUCACAGGUAAAGCCUAUGCACCUGAGUUCUACUAUGAUACCUACAGCGCUCUGUGGCAGAACAAACCUCGCGUCUACGGCUUCAAACUCCAGUGGACUCAAAUGAAUCCCAAUGCGGUCGACCGUAUCAUGGCUUAUCGAAUUGGUAUCAAGCAGACGGGGCAUCAGAGAUGGUGGGAGCAGGAAAUCCAGAUAGAAGACAACAUCCAGAAAGGAGAACUACUUACCUACAACCUUACUGAACUCAUUAAACCCGAGGCCUACCAAGUCCGCCUCACACCCAUAACACGAUUCGGGGAGGGGGAUUCAACGGAAAGGAUCAUUCGCUACAGUGUACCGGUGAAUCCUCGUUGGAGUAAGUUUCACUGCGGCUUUGAAGAGGACACCAUCUGUAUGUUCAUCCAAGAUAAAACCGAAGAGUUUGAUUGGACGAGACAUAGUGCUGCCACCAGGGACACUAAAUAUACACCCAACACUGGGCCCAGCAGCGACCGCACCGGCUCUAAACAAGGUUUCUACAUGUACAUUGAGACCUCACGACCACGUCUGGAGGGAGACAAAGCACGACUGUUGACUCCAUCCUUCAACAUUGCCCCUAAAAACCCCUACGGGAAUGUGGCCACCAACCCAACAUACUGCUUCAGCUUUUACUACCACAUGUAUGGGAAACAUAUAGGAACAUUAAAUGUGUAUUUGAGGCAGAAGAGCCAGACGGGUCAGGAUGCAUCCGUGUGGACCCUGAGUGGGAACCAAGGAGAACGUUGGAGGCAAGCCAGAGUUAACAUCAAUCCCACAUCCUCUUUUCAGAUGGUUUUGGAGGGUAUACGUGGUUCUGGCAUUGAAGGGGAUAUUGCUGUAGACGAUGUGACCAUAGAAGAAGGAGAGUGCCGAGACCCUCCUCCCAGCAGUAAUAUAAGAUCCCUGGCUUCUCCCGCUGCAGUGCAUAUAUGGCAGCUCUGGCUCACUUUACUUUUGGUCUUGGUUGGCCUCCGAAGGUGACCUCAUCACAUGGAGGUGGAACCCUGAUUUGGCAUUCAUAGAGAUUUUUGGCUGACUCGGACCGCCUGAACACAACAACCAAAGAUUCAUCCCGUCUACACAAAAGGAACGCAGGUUUUAGAUAAAUGUGAAUGAAGAGGAAGCCAUGGAGGGAAUCUAAAGCUGACUAACACGUUGACAUGGCUAUUACACCGGAGUCUACUCCAGAUCUUGUGAAAAAGCCCAUUACUGUUGUCAGUGUUAUAAAGAACCGAACAGGUGGAUGGUUACAGCAGGAGGACGGCGUGAGAGACUUAAUAGGGGAAUCUUUCAAAGCACAAAGACAUAACGUGUAUUUCCAUCACUACAUGCUUUUUGCUUUGUUAAACGUCUGCUACUGUCAUCAAAGACCUCAUUAUGUCACGAUACGUAAUCCUGAACCACAUGAAGGAAGCUUCUAAAAAAGAAAAAAACAGUGACAGUAUUAAAAAUGAAUGAUCGUUUGAACAAAACAAAAACGUUUUUGUUUUUUUUAUGUCUGAAAAUAGAGAUAUGUCAAUUACAGUCGCGCUUUUUUUGUAGGUCCUUGUGCUCUGAUGUUGUCGGUUUGACGUGAACAUCAGGGCUUCACAAAUGUGUGUUGUUUUAAAGGGUGUUUGGGUAAUACAAUCUCAAUGUAAAGUUUGUUUUCAGACAGAUGGGCGUUCAUGUACUCGUCCUUUGUGCUUUAACUGGUGGAGUUUAACAGACAUUAUGUGUUUCAUUCUUACUCUGCGUGUUUUGGUUCUAUUAGGUGUGUUACCACACUCGUCUGAAUCGAUAUUAACAGCUCAUCACGCAGCUGACACAACGAACACCGUCUCUCACUGAGAAUCAUUGAGUUGACCUUUCAUUUCAACGCGGCUCAGCUAAACAACAGCUGUAGAGAACUGUUUAACAUCACGCUGGACCUGCUGCUAGUGUGGAUCCGAACGCCCGUCUGUGUCCGCUUGCAGUUGUUUUCUUUAGGUGCGUAAAGAUAGCCGUUCGCUAAGGAGCAUGGAGUUGCUGUCUGUAAUGAAAUCAAGUGCCUUCAGAACCUUCUGUAAAAACAUUUUACUGUGCUACUGUAUCAUCUAGCAUUUCCUUUCGGCACCGUUUAUAGCGUACAUGCACACGUGAGAUGAAAGGUGAAAAUCAGAGAGCCACGAUGAGAGACGGGUGCCAUGUUGCAGUCUUGAUUUCCACAUACUGUUGAUAGAUGAUGACUUAUUUUAUUUCAGCAGCAUACAUCCCCCCUGAUCCGCAUCGGACUGAUAUGAGGAAAACAAUGGUGGUGGGACUGGACUAAAAACACCACUGAUUCAUCAGUAGGACAUCUGGGAGCUCUUAUCACCAGGUGAAAAACAGCCGGGAGGGUCUCUAUGAAAUCAUCCUUCGAUCUGAUGAGACUUCUGUGCCACCGUGAAAAAAAAUAGUAAUUUUCGACAUCUGGUGGACUGAGAGGUAUGAAAAAAUAAGAAACCUAGAUGGACCUUUAGAGGACUGAUGCGCUCACUGUAAAAGAUGAUCGGCCUUGAUCUGGAUCCAUCCGGUUGGAUUCAUACAAAUGAUAUUUUAUUACUUCAAUGAAAAUGACUGCUUUUACAGAAACUGAACUACAAACUCUGAACUACCUGAGACCAUCUCUUACCUUAACCAGCUGGUUUUUGGACAUGUAUUGUAAAAUCACUUUUCUCAUUCAUAACGUUCAUUUCCGAGGAAGAAUUACGUUACUCUCUCUGUUUUGUCAGCCCAAAAAUGUUGUUUCAGACAACAAAUAUAUAUCUAUAUAUAU